UCGAUUGAAGAGGCUACAACGUGACUCUCCUGAAAUGGAUUUUUUCAGCUCUACAAGAGAUCCACACUCAUUUGCGAUACCAGAAUUGGCACGUGUAAUCGACACCAAUUUAGAAUUGAUAGUGAAUUUCGAUCGAAGAAUUCUUGAAGGAACAGCGACUUUGACUAUAACAAGGCGACCUUUAAUUAAUCAGAUAAUUUUAGAUAGCCUCGGACUUAAAAUAAUUCAUGUCACAAACGCGUUUGAUGGAACACGUUUACAUCAUCAUGUACAAUUUAAUCUUGCUUUUGGAAGUUCAUUGUGCGUAAAUUUACCACUAACUAGUGAUACUACUGGUUGUAUAAUUAAAAUUAAAUAUGAAACAACUCCACACUCGCCUGCAUUAUAUUGGCUAACACCUGCGCAAACUGCCUAUGGUAGACAUCCCUUUCUACUGUCUAAGAACAAGCUAAUAUACGCUAGAACAUGGUUUCCUUGCCAGGACACCCCGGCCGUCAAAUUUACGUACUCUGCUAAGAUUUCGGUAGAAAAAUGUUAUAGAGUUCUAAUGUCCGCCCUUUCGCACCGUAUAGAAAGAGGUAUGGAACGAGAUGCAUAUAUAUUCCGUCAAGAGCAACCGGUACCAUCUUAUGCGGUGGUUAUUGCUGUGGGUUCAUUAUGGAUAAGAAAACUUAACGAAAGAACAAGUAUAUUUGCCGAAAAUUACAUUUUUCAUUCUACUUAUAACGAUAAUUUUUACACUGACACUGUGAUUGAAGAGAUGUUGCGGUAUGCCGAACUUUAUUUAUGUGGACCUUAUCACUGGGGUAGAUACGAUAUAUGCCUGCUUCCACCGAGUAUCGCCGAUUUCGAAAUAGAAUGUCCAUGCGUGACAUUUAUUUCACCGUUUCUAAUUAGCGGAGAUCGUUCUUAUGUCUGUAAUUUGCUAGCUCGGAACAUCUCACAGAGCUGGGCAGGAAAUUUAGUUACGUGUGAGAAUUAUCAGCAUUUGUGGUUAAAUAAGAGUUUUAGCCUUUUUAUUUCCAGAAAAAUUAAACGCCACUUUUUGUAUCAUGAAAGGAUAGAUGUUUAUCUUCAAAAAGAAGGAUUACAAAACAUGAAUAGUUUGUUUCAAAAACCCAAAAAUGUCUGGGAUACCCAAAAGUAUCUAAGAUGCUUAUUACCCAAUUUGGAAUAUUCGUCACCUGACACAGCCACUAAAUAUGUGCCUUACGAGAGGGGAUAUUUUCUCUUAUGUCAUCUAGAGAAUAUAUUAGGAGGACCCACAUUAUUCGAACCGUUUCUUCAAUCUUAUUUUAGUGUUUUUGCGUGUAGAAGUAUUAAUACUGCUGUUUUUAAAACAUACUUGUAUCAACAAUUUCCUGACAGAGUGGCGCUAUUAGAUGGUGUUGACUGGGACUCGUGGUUCAGUAAUAUUUCUUCUAUACCUAUCAUGCCGGAAUUAUCGGGAACGUCCGCGUGGGAAGAAAGCUGUUUCAAAUUAGUUGAAAGCUGGAUGAAUUGGGAUAGUAAUAAUGAAAUUCCUGAGACAACAGAUGAGAACAACCUAUGUGACGUUCAAAAAAUAAUAUUAUUAAAAUAUCUAUAUUCUUUUCAUAAAAGUCUGACCAUAAUAAAACUGAACUCUUUAAACAAUCGCUUCUUUAUCCAAAAUGAAGAAAUAAAGUUUCUUUGGAUCCUAUUGUGCAUUAAAGUUCGAUGGACUGACAAACUUCAACUAGCUUUGGACUUUGCUACUGAAAAUUGUUCGCCAAAUUACGCAUGUCCUAUAUUUCAACAUUUGUACGAAUGGGAAGAAAAGCAUCCAAUAAUGAUUGAAGAGUAUAAUAGAAAACAGGAAAAGAUGUGGUAUAAAACCCAAAAAAAAAUAUACAAAAUUAUAUACCCAAAUAUAUAUUUGUAACAAUUUGUCUGAUUUUGUUUUUAAUGGAGCCAACGAUAGGAAAUAACUGGAUUUGGACUUGGAACGAUGAUGGUUGAUGACAAUUCCUAUUGAAUCGUCGAAUGAUAUUAAAAUUUGUAAAAGUAAAUAUAUCUCUUAGAUACAGAGUAUCAUGUAAUUAAUGUAUGCACUGAGAGAAAAAUCCAGGUCUAAAUAAUCGGACAAUUCGUUCGAAAAUUAACAAACGGACAAUCCGACACUUUCAAUCGGAAUAAUUAAAAAGUCAAUCAAUUAUCAAUAAUAUCCUGCUAUCAUUGAUUGGACAUUAUUCUAAUCUUGAUCGGUUUUUUAUAAUUCCAAUUAAAAGUAUCGGAUUAUCCAGUUAUCCAGUCCAAUUUUUGA
This is a messenger RNA of Temnothorax curvispinosus, 2284 nucleotides long. RefSeq names its product leukotriene A-4 hydrolase-like. Gene Ontology annotation, molecular function: aminopeptidase activity; metallopeptidase activity; zinc ion binding. The transcript is spliced from 11 exons. Gene Ontology annotation, biological process: peptide catabolic process; proteolysis. The coding region runs from base 35 to 1903 and encodes 622 amino acids. Gene Ontology annotation, cellular component: cytosol. The record is from RefSeq and is a predicted model, not a curated record. Lineage: Eukaryota; Metazoa; Arthropoda; Insecta; Hymenoptera; Formicidae.